AUGAAUAAUCCUGCUAAUGGCUCAUUCCAAGGUCUAUCUGUGGAGCCUUCUGGAGAAAUUAAGGCGGUUAUCGAUAAGACAAAUAAAUUUCCCAUCAAAUCUCCGACUCUCCAACUCUCUAACUCCGCAACAAUCACCAUGGCCGACUCAGAUCCCUUGCUGAGUGAUCUCUGCUCAAUAUGCCAUGUCAAUCCUCCCAAAUACCGCUGUCCACGCUGCUCAACACGCACCUGCUCUCUACCCUGCACACGUCGCCACAAACUCUGGUCGCAAUGCUCGGGCGUACGCGAUCCAGCUGCAUAUCUAAAACGCAAUGAAUUAAACACCGAAUCUGCGUUCGACCGCGACUUUAAUUUCAUCACCGGCAUCGAGCGCGGCCUCGAGCGCGCGGAGAGAGAAGUCGAUAACCGCGGCAUUGACCUUACGGGUGGUCCCCAGCCCGAUGACGGUAAUCCCGAAGGUUUCCAGCAUCCGGCUGCUAGCCGCAAGAGGAAGCACCCGAACCAGGGCCUUGCCAAGGGCGAGGCUGCGUUCUUGCGCGGCACCGAGACUGCUGGAGUGAGAGUUCUCCGAGCUCCGAAGGGAAUGUCGAGGAAUAAGCAGAAUGGGUCACGUUUACAUCCCAAGCAUAAGCGUCUUGCUUGGACCAUAGAGUGGAUCACAGCUGAUGGGGUGAAAACUAUUCGUGAUUCUGUCAUUGAGUCAUGUUCUGUCGCUGAAGCCUAUAAUCGAUGCUGCCCACGCCCGAAGGAUCAAGAGCCAGUCAUCGAGCCGGUGAAGCAAGAGAAAAAAGAAGAUUUGGACACUCCUAAUACAACUAUCGGUGCACCCGGUGAGCCUAUCACGACAGGGACUGAAGCCGCAGAUACAAAACCACCACCCUCCCCAGUCAAAGACUCAGCAGAGGAACCAGCAGAUGCCUCAACUGAGCAAACGGAUGAAACACAAAAUCAGACUAUCGCCUCUCACCGCGGUCUUUACUUCUACCUUCACCGUCCGCGAACCACAACCAAAAAGCCCGUCUUAAUUCCUCUCUUGCAAUCCUCGACGCUCAAUACUGUUCUGCGCGAUCGGACCGUCCUAGAAUUCCCUACCAUUUAUGCACUACCAGAGCCAGCGGAGACCCUGUUUGCAGACAAGGAUAACUCCAAAUUUAUACUGGAGAAAGACUAUCUUAGGACCGCUGGGCCAGAUGAGAUAGCUCAAUAUUCUAUCACGAGUGAUAACGACGACGCGACUGGAAAUGAAACACUCCCUGGCUCUUCGGCGAAUUUUCAAGAUAUUGAUGAGAAGCUGGUGUUGGAAGUUUUGAAGCAAGAUCUAUUUGAACCAGUCUCGGAGACUGAGCCGGCGGUAUGA
Messenger RNA from Penicillium concentricum, 1359 nucleotides. RefSeq names its product zinc finger HIT domain-containing protein. The transcript has 4 exons. The record is from RefSeq and is a predicted model, not a curated record. The coding region runs from base 1 to 1359 and encodes 452 amino acids. Gene Ontology annotation, biological process: maturation of LSU-rRNA from tricistronic rRNA transcript (SSU-rRNA, 5.8S rRNA, LSU-rRNA); snoRNA localization; box C/D snoRNP assembly. Gene Ontology annotation, cellular component: pre-snoRNP complex; nucleus. Lineage: Eukaryota; Fungi; Ascomycota; Eurotiomycetes; Eurotiales; Aspergillaceae.